Messenger RNA from Phytophthora infestans T30-4, 492 nucleotides. RefSeq names its product putative GPI-anchored acidic protein. The transcript is spliced from 2 exons. Bases 1 to 492 code for a protein of 163 amino acids. The record is from RefSeq and is a predicted model, not a curated record. Lineage: Eukaryota; Oomycota; Peronosporomycetes; Peronosporales; Peronosporaceae.
AUGCUUCACCUGGUCUUCACACUAAAGAUGCGUGUCCUUUCGUGUCUCGCCCUCAUCGCUAUCGCAACUGUCGCGACCGCCGAAAAUGCCGUGGUUGACGACCUCAUGAACAGCGUCACCGAUGCUGCAGGUACAGCGGUCAGCAACGCUGCGAACACGGUCACCGAUGCCGCCACAAGUGCUGCCACCGAUGCUGCCAACACUGCAGUUGAUACGGUCGCUAGCGCAGCCGGUAACACGGUGGACUCGGCCGUCGAUACCGUUGCUAACGCCACCGGAACAGCGGCAGACACGGUUUCCAGCGCCGCCAAUGCCGCCGGCAGUCUGCUUGACGAUGCGGCCAGUAUUGCCAGUUCCCUCGCUGAUGACGUGGCGAGCGCCGCCGGAUCUGUCUCCGCCUCGGGAUCCUCUGCGGCUCAAUCAAUGUGCCAGUCUUCAGGCCUCGUCAUGGCCGCCCUUGCGGUCGCAGGGCUCGCCCUCAACUUCGCCUAA